Molecule: messenger RNA, 7827 nt
Organism: Parasteatoda tepidariorum (common house spider)
Lineage: Eukaryota; Metazoa; Arthropoda; Arachnida; Araneae; Theridiidae
Product: small G protein signaling modulator 3 homolog
Biological process (GO): regulation of GTPase activity
Molecular function (GO): small GTPase binding; GTPase activator activity
Source: RefSeq, a predicted model, not a curated record
AACUGUAACUUCCAAAAGCAGAAAACUUUAACAUCUGGUAGUUUAGUUUCCUUUUUUGUAAAUAUUUUGAAUUGCAAAGAUUAAUAUUUUCCAUCUAUUAAUUGUAUUUUCAAGCAUGAUUAGCGACUUCAAACUUUUUUUUCCGCAUAUUGGUUGUCAUUAUAUUUAAAUCUAUGUGUGGAUCCAGAUAGUUUUGAAGUUAAUUGUGAAUUGUCUAAAUGGAAUUAGCUCGAGCUGUUUUUGGAAAAUCCCCUGAAGGAUACAGUGGCAGAAACACUGCAGUGGAAACAUUAUCAGAAGACGAAGAUGAUCCAUAUGGGGAUGACAUCAGUGAAGCAAUCAGUAUUCGUGCCAACUUGUUUGGUUCUCCUUCCAGUGGUCAAGGCUAUUCUCCUGCACCUGGGGGACCUUUCUCUGCUUUGACUCCUUCUAUGUGGCCACAAGAUUUAUUAGCAACUUUAGCUCAGCCUGAAGAUUCUGAAUGCCACCCUGAUUAUCGUUUUGAUGAGUUUGGAUUUCGUGUAGAUGAAGAAGAUGGUCCUGAACAAAAUUCUAGUAAACUUUUGAGUAUUCCUUUUGUUGAAGAUCCUCAACAUCGUCUUCAGUGGAUUGCCUAUUUAGAAUUCACUCAUAAUAAUGAAGUGGGAGAUCUGACUUGGGAUAAAGUGGAGGCUUACUUAUCACGUUCAGACAAACUUGGUGCGAUGAUUCGUCAGGGGAUUCCACACUCACUGAGGCCUCAGCUAUGGUUGAGAUUGUCUGGAGCGAUGAAAAAGAAAACUUCAUGCAAUUUAACUUAUAAAGAUGUUGUGAAAGCAAGUUCAAAUGAUCAUGUGAUGACAUCAAAGCAAAUAGAAAAAGAUCUUUUGAGAACCCUUCCGAGCAAUGCAUGCUUUUCUCAUAUGAAUAGUACUGGAAUUCCUCGUUUACGAAGAAUUUUAAGGGGACUCGCUUGGCUUUACCCGGAUAUCGGCUAUUGUCAAGGAACUGGUGUGAUUGCUGCAUUAUUAUUGCUGUUUUUAGAAGAAGAAGAGGCCUUUUGGCUAAUGUGUACUAUUGUAGAAGAUUUAUUACCAGCUUCUUAUUAUUCUAGUACUCUGAUUGGAGUUCAAGCAGAUCAACGUGUAUUAGUCACUUUAAUUUCAUGUAUACUUCCAGACUUAGACCUUGUUCUCAAAGAACAUGAUAUAGAACUCUCUUUGAUUACCCUCCAUUGGUCCCUCACACUGUUUGCUAGCGUUGUCCACACAAAAAUUCUUUUAAGAAUCUGGGAUUUGUUUUUCUACGAAGGCUCUAUUGUUCUUUUUCAAGUUACGUUAGGAAUGUUAAAAAUCAAAGAAUGUGAUCUCAGAACAUUAGAAAAUUCUGCUCAAAUAUUCAAUGCUCUGUCCGACAUACCUGGUGAAAUUGAAGAUGUUGACAAGCUCUUUGAGGUAUCAUUUGACCUUGCAGGCUCCUUGACUGACAUGACGCUUGAAACUCAUAGACGAAAACACCUAGCAUAUUUAAUGGCUGAUCAAGGUGCCCUGCUUAAUCCUGAAAAUGCGAGGAAUCUUCCAAAACAGCAUCUUAAUCGGAGGCAAUUGAAACGGUCAAAAUCUAUGCUACAACUAAUAAUCUUUGGUGAUGGUGAAACAGAAGAAGAUAUUCGAAGUAAAAAUGUUCGACAGACGGAAAUUCUGGUGGAUUUAAGAGAAGCUAUUUUGCAAGUAGCUCGUCAUUUUCAAUCUGUAGAUCCUAAGAUUAAAGUGAAUCUUACUGCUGAUUACAGUAUGGACGGCCAUGCUAGAGAUCAAGAAAUAUUUGCCAAUGUUGCUCGAAAUAGAAGAAGGCGUGCUAAGGCUUGUCUUGACUUUGAAAGACAUGAUGAUGAUGAAUUAGGUUUUAGAAAAAAUGAUAUUAUAACUAUUAUUAGUCAAAAAGAUGAGCACUGCUGGAUAGGAGAAUUAAACGGGCUCAGAGGCUGGUUUCCUGCAAAAUUUGUAGAACUUCUGGAUGAAAGAAGCAAGCAGUAUUCUAGUGCAGGAGAUGAUUCUGUGACAGAAGUGAUAACAGAUUUAGCACGUGGAACUCUUUGUCCAGGUUUAAAAGCCGUCUUAGAACAUGGUAUGAAAAAAUCCUCUAUACUUGGUGGACCUUGCCAUCCAUGGUUAUUUAUUGAAGAGGUUGCAAAUAAAGAAGUAGAAAAAGAUUUCAAUUCUGUAUAUUCCAGAUUAGUACUUUGCAAAACUUUUAGGCUUGACGAGGAUGGCAAGGUUCUAACUCCUGAAGAAAUAUUAUAUAGAUCUGUUCAAGCUAUAAAUUUAUCUCAUGAUGCUGCGAAUUGUCAAAUGGAUGUUAAGCUUCGUUCCCUUGUGUGCAUAGGCCUUAAUGAGCAAGUUCUUCAUUUAUGGUUUGAAGUUCUUUGUUCCUGUAUCCCUGUUGUCCAAAAAUGGUAUCAUCCUUGGUCUUUCAUUAAUAGUCCUGGUUGGGUGCAAAUUAAAUGUGAACUCAGACUAUUAGCACAGUUUGCUUUUAAUUUGAAUCCUGAAUGGGAGUUGCCAAUGAAGAAGGAACCAUCUCAGCCACUUAAAGAGGGUGUUAGAGAUAUGUUAGUGAAACAUCACCUCUUCUCAUGGGACUUGUGACAGUGAUUCUGAAAAUCCCACCAUAAAAUGCCAAAGUACUAUAAUGUCUUUUCUCAUAAAUAAUGAAAGAAAAAUUACAUUUUAUUCAUGCCUGCUAUUAUUUUAUUUUCAUAAAAUGUUUUACAAUAUUGAUUUACCCCAACUCUCUUGUGAAGUUAACUUUUAAUGAACUUUGUGCUCAUAAUGUAUUAAUAUUCGUUUAUCAAGUAAAUUAUACAUCAGUUAUCAUUUAUUUUUAUGAAUUGACAAAAAUUUGCAGAAUUUUUAUGUUAAAAAUUUGUUUUUUUUUCCUUCACAUAGUAUAUUUUAAAGACUGAAAUCAUUCUCUAAUGUCUCUUAAUCAGGACUACUAAUCAUUAAUGGAUUUAUGCAAUUUUUAAAUAUGCAAAAUAGAUUAACAUCUCAUAAAUAAGUUAGUUGAUAUAAUAAAUAGUUUUCUAAGCUACUCCUGCCAGUAAGCUUUGCUUCUGAAUUAUUUUGAAACUUUUAAAACUUGACAAUUGCACAAUUUACAUGAAAAUUUUAAAAUAUUGAGUUUUUAAAUUUAAUUUUCUCAUUGUGUUUUAGUCUGUUGAUUGUUCUGUUACAUAUAAUUUGCAAUAUUAUUUAAGAUAAUAGGGAUCUCAAUUGCAUCCUUUAACUUUUUUUUUUAUUGCUUAUCACAUAAGCAUGACAUGGCAGAUUUGUCACUUUGUUAUUAUAUUUUAAAUAUUUUUUCUCAAGAUAGACUGACAAGACUCAACUCAAUAUUUUUAUGUUUGUCACAGUAUGAAUUUAUAUUUGCAGCAAUUUAAAUUAAUUAAUAAGGUAAAAUUUUUUUUUUUUACUAUUGGCAUACAAUGACCAACGUCACAUCUCACUUUUUCACAAUGUUCUUCCUUGUUAAAACCAGUUUUGGGGGGAGAUAGCUGGUUUUUCUAAAUAGAGUCAGCUUUUUAGUGGGAAUAGUAGAACUUAUGCUUUUUUCAGAAGUUGCUUAUGCUUCUUUCAGCGAGAAGUUGUGCUUUUUGCAUUGUUUACCCUAUCACCCAAAAUAAUAAAAUUCAUAAACAUGCUGUAAGAAUAACAAUAUCAUACCAAGCAAACAAAUGAUAUUACAUCACACUAGUGAAAAAAAGUGAUAAAAAUAAGUAAUAAAACUGCAAUAUUCAAGAAAAUACUUAUGCAAAAAGCCGCAUGUGCUAAGAAAAUUCUAAAACAUAUAAUGGAUAAAAUAUUUGAUGCAUGAAUUGGUUAUAUUUUUUGUAUUCAUAUUUUGCGCAUUUUAUUUCAAAACAUAAAGAAAUUAUUUCUGUAAAUCCACCUGAUUCAUUAGACUCAGGUUGAGUUAGAGGUUUGAGAAUGUCAUUUUAAUUUUUGACUUAUUUAGUUGCAACCAAAUAAUUUUUCUAAGCUAAUUAUACUUUACAAUUAUCAAAUUGAGAAAGUUGUUUAAGGAUUUCUUUAUUUAAAUUUACUUAUGGAUUUUAUUAUUUUCUGUCUAGUGCAGAUUGUAAAUAUACAUUACAGACUGCAUACUGAACAGAUCUGUACCACAUAUUUCUACUUAUAUGGUACAAAUUUUAAAAGCUUAAUUUCUGUGAUAGUUAUCAUGAAUUGAAACAGUUUUGAGCUGAUAUAAUAUAUAUGUAUCAUAAUUUCUAAUUAAAUUAGUUCACCAUUUAAAUGAUGUUCCUCGGUGAUUUUUCAAGAAACCGAUUUGCUUAUGUUUCAAUAAACUGGAUGUACUUUAGCUUGAAUAAUAUUUUUCUAAUAAUUAAGUUGAAUUGUUUUUUCUUUUUAUUUACUUAAAAAAUUAAUUUACUUAAAAAUUAGUUAUAUCUAAAAUUUUAAUUUAUAUUAAUAUUAAUCAUAAAUUCAAGUCUUUUGAGAUUUCUAAACAAAUGAUAUUAUGGAAUUUUUAGUCUCUUUGUAAUCAACCUAAAUAUUUUUGUAGAAUGUUCUAGUUUUAUAAAUAGGAGACAAAAAGUUAAAUAAUAAUUGUAAUCAGUAGACUGGAACAUAAUACUAAAAAAAUAAAUUUAAAAAAAUAAUACUAAAUCUAAGAAUAAUUUUCAUUUGUUUUCUAUUUUUAUCUAAGAAAUUUAUUAGUUUCUAUAAAUAAUUAUUUUAAAUACAACUACCUAGAAUGCUCAUAUGCUGCUCUUAUUGUGCCCUUAAUGUAUAAAAGUGUUAUCACUGCUUGUAUAUAGCUAUGUUUUAACACUUAGCUUUCAUUGCACUUCCAAUUAAGUGUUAUCUCUUCUCUAAAUUAUUUACAAUAAAUAUUUUAACUUCUACACCAUUUAUCGUUUAAAUUAAAAAUAAAAUUGUAUUGAUGCAUGCAUUUUUUUAUAUCAGAACUCCAAUUAUCUGACACCCUCAGAACCAGGAGUAUGUCAGAAAAUGAAAUUUUUCGCUUAUUUGGAAAAAGUGCCUUUUUAAUUUAUUUUGAAGUAUACUACCCUUAAACAUUGAGUAAAAUGACUAAAAUAAGUAAGGAAUGAAAUAUUAAAAUUUAAAAAAAAAACAUUUACUUGUGUUUCAUUUUCUAUCAAAAAUAACAAUGCAUUAUCAUUAAAUUGUUUUCUGUUUGAGUGUUGUUUUAGAACUACUAAUUAAUUAAAAGUAAAAAUCGACAGUUAAUUGGGAAAGGUGCCUUUCCAAGUUGAUUUUAAAGUGUAUUAACCUAUAUGUAAGAAAAACCACUCAAAAUAUGUAAGGAAGGAAAUUUGAAAAAUUAAAAAAAAAACACUUGUUUAAUUUUCUGUCUUAAAUUAUGAUACAUUAUCAUGAAAUUAUUUGCUGUUUGAGUGUUUUAUACAUGACAGAUUUCAAGUUUCACAUCUCUACAAAAAUUGGGUUACAUCAUCAUGAUUAAACAUGGUAAUUAAUAAAGAAAUCUGUAUCAGAAUGCCUUUAACCCCGUUGGAAGGGGUAUAUGGACAGUGGUCGCAUAAUUGGGGUUCUACCAUAUUUCUGUGAGUUUUCAGUUUGAAUAAAAUUUUUAUCAUUAUUGUUUAAGAAAUAUUUAAUAAUAUUUUAUUAUUCUAGUCAGUGUUUGCACAUUUUGUGUAUAGGUAUUUAGCUUUGAUUUUUGUUAUAAGGAUAUUAAAAUGUCUUUCAGAAUGGAUGUAAAACAUUUUCUGUACAUUCCAUUUUAUUUUAUUUGAGUUAUAUUCCUAAAGAGAGUGAACUUUUAAGUAAGCGUAUUUAUUUUUGUUAAUAUUAUUAUUAUUAUUUGCUGACUUUUACUGAUUUUUUGUUUGUAUGCUUCUUGUUGUUUUUAUACUUUAUUUCUAAAUUAUAGAUUUCUUCUAUUUUUCACACCUCAAAUCAUUGUUUUAGUUUUAAAUGAACUUUUAAAAUUAAUGCAUAAAUAAUGAAAUAUUUGUUAUCUACAAAUAUAAGCGGAGUUAUAAUGUACUUAAAAAUUAUUUUUCCUUAAAUAUUUGAGCUUAGAAAUGUUUCAAUGUGGAACUCAAAGAGUUGUUUGAAUAUGGAAUAGUGAGAUACAUUAUUAUUUGAUGUUUGGAUACUAUUAUAUAUGUUACUAUUUCCUAUGUUUAUUGUCUUUAAAUGAUACUCUCUAUUAAAUAUUUACAAAAAUAAAAUUAUCCCACUUAACACAAUUAUUACUAUUAUGCUUAAAUGUUUUCAUGAUUUUUUUUAAUAUAUCUGAAAUGUUUACAUUUUGAAAACUAACACAUAAACUCUAAGGCAUGUUCUUUAUUUCAUUUUUUAAACUAUAACUUUAGACAUAAAGAUGUUAUUUCAUAAACACUUUAAGAUUGUGAUUAGUGAAAGUGUAAUGUUUGCAUCACUGAUAAGAAUUAUUAAUUUUGGAAUAUUUUUACAAAAAACGUAUUUUUCAUAUUUCAUUAAAUAAAAUACAGAUUUGUUUGAAUUACUUUUUAUUAUUGUCUUACAUUAAAAGAGAGUUUUUAGUAUCUUCAUAAUAAUGAAUACUUCAUUUAUAUUAUUAAAGUCUUGAGCGGAAUAAAGCAACUAGAUUUUAAAUUAGGUAUUUUAUUUAUUUAUUUUUUUAAAAAAUAAAUAUAUAAAUUAAAUUUUCUCUUUUGUAGUAUUCCUUUUAUCAAUCAUUUGCUUGAAUAAAAUAACUAAAUUUACAUAAAAAUAACAUAAUAUAAAUAAGAUGCAUUGUUUUUACAAACUAUGUACUUGGAAAACAUUAUUAUGGAGGAAUUAUUGUUUAUUUUUUUAAGUUAUGUUUUUAAUUGCUUAAGAUUUCUGAAAAUAAAUUUGUUUACCUUUUCUUCGGGUAUUUAAUGUUUUUUUUUUCCUUUUCUCUAAUUUUUAAAUAAUCUGAAAUAAAAUUCUUUUAUUCAGACUUUUUUUUUUUCAAAUAUUUAUAUUAAAAGCUAUACACUAUAUUUUGCUCAAGACUGUUUUUUUAUUAAGUAAAAAUAUUUAAAAAUUCAGUUUGUGAAAUAUAAUUAUAUACUUAUAAUAGUAGCUUAUUUUAUCUUCUACUGCUAGUUUUGAAUAGAAAAUAUCAAAGUUUUAUCUUUACUUUUUCAUUUAAACUUGAAUAUGCAAUUAUGAUAAAUUUAGGCAUGAUAAAUUGUAAUUAACAUUGUUUCUUUUAUACUCUAAAGUUAGGUGACUGUAAUACCUGUAUAAGUAUGUCAUAAAUAUUUAAGUAAACUUAUUCUGUAUUUUUAUUAUGUUUGUUUAAUUUUAAUUUUUUUUAACGUUUUUAAAUGUUGUGUUAUGAAAAGAAAGAAAUUUAAUAUUUUAUUUAAAAGUUUUAUAAAUCUUAUGAUAUUUAUAUAUGAUUGAUUAAAAAAUAAAUACUAAUAUAUUUUAUUUAUGAAAAUUACUUUUAUUAUUUAUUUAAUGCAAUAAAUUAAUUCUCAUAUAAUGUCUGAUUGGGGUGGGCAAAUUACUUCUUAGUUAGUGAAAAGUAUUUUAUAAGUAUUAUUAGAUGGUGUGAUUGUGCAGAAUAGCCGAGGGUGCUUUUGAAUAUUCUGAUUCUUUUUAGUAAAUUACUAACUUUAUUUUAAUUAAUAUACUGAAUAUAAAUUAUUAUUGAUAUUGUGCUAUAGCUUGAAAUUUUGACAGUGUCAUAUAGAAGGUGAUCAUAAACUUUCAUCUGUCUAGAACUUAUUUACUAGAAAAUUAUUAGAAUAAAUAUGACCUAAUAUCACUGCAGGAAACAAAAUGUGAGUGUAAGAAAAAUUUAUAAUGUUUUUUGGAA